GACACGUACUCAUGUCGGCUCAUUGUGCUUGUAUGAAAGCUCUUUGAUCCGCUGCUCUGCAUUGACGGGGGAUCAAAGUGUCACCAACAGCAGCUCCCUCUUAAUCUAAGCAAUCAGCUGGAAAUUAUAUCAGUUGUCCUUUCAUCGACGUUCUGCCCACAGCCCCUCUUUUCUCCUCCUGGUGAAUGCAGAAGGGGGCAGAGCAGAGGAAAGAGAGGGAUGCUGGAGAGGGAGGAGAUGAAAACAGGAGCCGGGGCUAGCGUGAGCAGCAGAGGUCACCGGGGAUGGAAAGCACGCACACAUGCAGCAGGCGCAGCAUGGAUGCAGCGUUUUGGUGCAGCAGCAGCAGCAGAUCAGGUUGUCCUGGCUCCUGCAGACRCUUCAYGGGACGCUGAGGACGAGCUCACCAUUAUGCCGGUCUCCAUGGUAACCGAGUCCCACCAGUUAACGGACUGGCCUGCGGUUUCCGAGGCGCCGCCGGCUGCCAACCUCACGGAGCUGGAGCGGGACCCCCUGCUGGCCGCGGCGGAGGUGGUGGUUCUGGCCGUCAUCCUGCUGCUGGCGCUGGUCGGGAACGGGCUGGUUCUGGUGGUUCUGCUGCGGCGGAGGCAGAACCACAGCCCGCUGCACCAGUUCAUGCUGAACCUGUGUGUGGCUGACCUGGUGGUGGCGCUGUUCCAGGUGUUGCCUCAGCUGGUUUGGGACGCCAGGGGGCGCUUUCCAGGCCCAGACUUCCUGUGCCGCCUGGUGAAAUACCUCCAGGUUCUGGGGAUGUUCGCCUCUUCCUACAUGAUUGUGGCCAUGACCRUAGAUCGCCACUAUGCGAUCUGCUGCCCCCUGCAGGCGCACCGCAGUGGUGCAACAAAGCGCUGGAACACGCUCAUWUUGCUGGCGUGGAGUCUCUCCCUGCUGCUCAGCUUUCCACAGGUUUUCAUCUUCUCCCGUUCUGAAGUGGCGCCAGGCGUCUACGAAUGUUGGGGACACUUUGCCCAGUCCUGGGGCCUCAAAGCCUACAUAACAUGGAUGACCCUGGCCAUCUUCAUCAUCCCCGUCCUCAUCAUCACUUUUUGUCAGGUGCGCAUCUUCAAGGAGAUUCAUCAGAGUUUGUACAGGAGAUCAGAGCGCCGCCUGUCCCCCACUCCUCUUCCUCUAUCCAGACAAGACAGCCAGAGCGGAGGAGGAAGAGGAGGAGGAGGAAGGUCUGGCCUGCCGGUUUACGUCUCACCUCUCACCUUCAACAACCCUGGGAGGCCCAACACCUCUGAUGGUGGAUCGGCCCUUCAGAUGAGUCCGGUCCGGUCCGGCAGCGCGUCUUCACAAACAAACAGCAGCUGUGCUGCGCCCUCUGYUGUUGGCUCCACACMCCCCCACAAAGCCCCAGUGGCCAGGGGUGGAGAGGUGACCGCUGCCAUGUCAAAAACGGUUAAGAUGACCCUGGUCAUUGUUCUGGUCUACUCCAUCUGCUGGGCCCCGUUUUUCAGCGUGCAGCUGUGGGCCGCCUGGGACCCCGACCCGCCUCAGAGAGACACAGCGUUCACGCUGCUGAUGCUGCUGGCCAGCCUGAACUCCUGCACCAAUCCCUGGAUCUACUCCGCCUUUUCCAGCAGCGUUUCUCCGGAACUGCGGCUGCUGCUGUUCUGCCGGAAGCCUCCGCAUCGACGAGGCUCUUUCCCCAACGACUCCACGGCCACUCACACCUCCAACUCCUGACGGUCCAGCACUCCUCAGUCAGCGGCCGAGUUAAUCACCUGAAUAGCUAAGCCUGCAGUUUGUGACUUUUACAUGUUUGGAAAAAAUAUGUAAAAUACACGUAUGCGUGGUCGUUAAUAGUAAUAACAACCACUUAUACUAAUAAUUAAAUCAGUCUUCUGUGUGAGAACCGUUGACGUCCCCAACGGCGCCCCGCAUGCGCACAUAAAGAACUUUGACGUCACGCUCUGUUUGCGGAAGUAUUAACGGAUGGAGCGGUUUAUGGAUCGAUUUUAAAUUUUAACGAAAACAUUUUUUUUUCGCUUCACACGAGUCACGUGAUCAACUGCUAGGUGUUACUACUGGCAAAAACGAUGAAGAUAACAGGAAGUGAUAGGUUUACAAAGUUGCUGCCAUUUUUAUCGGGUGAACAAGCUAAUGGAAACAGCAACUGCAGAAUUGUGUCGCUUCAACAUCAGCAGAAUGGCAAAAUAGACUUGCGUUUGUAAUGGAAACGUAGCUACUGACAGAGACGUCUUUCCUAAAUUCAUAGUCUUUAGACAUUGUUUACAUCUGGUAAAUAUGAUUUACCGUCCGCAUCUGGUUUCUUCUGGUGCAGAAUUAUGCAUGUCUCAUGUCGGUAAGAUAAAAGUCAGAUAAGCGACAUGACCAGACAAUAGAUGCUUUGAAAACAAUUUGACAGUAUCCAAAUCAGUUCGGAUAUGGGGUUUUUUUGUGGGUGAAAAGAUAGGAAUUGGGCCGUUCAGAAUGAGGCGUCUUUUUAAGAGGGGUGCAGAUUUUGGUUGCAUUUCCCUCCUAUUUGAAUUGAUCAAAGUUUUGGUGGCAUGUUAAAAGGUGUGAAAUGUUGAAAAUCCACCUAGAGAAAAGUCAAAGCCGUUAGAAAGAGGAAACCUAGUUUCUAGUCAAUUAUUUUUUAAGUUGAUUUACAUGAGAUUCCCACAGUGAAAUGUCUAUAUUUUCACAGAAUCAGGGAUUAGAUUAGGUAACCCAAUGAUUUCCCUGCAACUUGUGUAAAAAAGGAGAUUCAGCUAACCAGUGGAUAAAGUAAUCUUUUGACCCUAUAUGGAAAUGCAUGAAGUCAAACUUUUGACUAAAACAAAGUAUGCUCAAGUUUAAAAACAUGCAAAUGUAAACAUCCACUCAGAACUGUUUGAGUUUAUAUGUAGACCCAAUGGGGUCAGAUACUCAUUUUAAUAACUGUUCAUUUUUUAAAUAAAAAGAACUCAAGUGUGUUUAAGUCAUAAAAGCCAUUUAUUCAUGAUCAACCAGAAACACACAAAACAAUGAAACUCCCACUGCAACUAAGAGAAUAAACUUUCCAGAUAAGUAACAAGUAUUUGUUCGCCAUCUCGAAACAUACACACAAAAAAGGUGCUGUGGCCAAAUACAGUACCGUUCAACAAAAAAAAAA
Poecilia reticulata (guppy) is the source of this 3121-nucleotide messenger RNA. RefSeq names its product vasopressin V2 receptor-like. Gene Ontology annotation, molecular function: vasopressin receptor activity; peptide binding. Gene Ontology annotation, biological process: regulation of systemic arterial blood pressure by vasopressin; positive regulation of vasoconstriction; cellular response to hormone stimulus. Gene Ontology annotation, cellular component: plasma membrane. The record is from RefSeq and is a predicted model, not a curated record. NCBI's taxonomy places the organism in Eukaryota, Metazoa, Chordata, Actinopteri, Cyprinodontiformes, Poeciliidae.